AUGAGUUUUAUAAUGAAGCCAACACCGAUUCUGAUUCUACUUUUGGCUUGUAUUGAUUGUGUUGCAGCUGAUUAUCAUUCUGUUGCGUCGACAAUCGGCGGUCUACUUGGACUGAUCAUUCUUAUUUUGGAUGUUAUUGCUGCUAUUGAAAUUUUUCGUUCGGGCAAGACAUUGAUUGAAAAAGUUCUUUGGGUUUUAUUUAUCUUCUUCUUUCCUAUUAUCGGUUUGGUUGUGUAUUUAUUACUUGGUCGUAAUCGAUCUCUUGGCAUCUAA
Molecule: messenger RNA, 273 nt
Organism: Rotaria socialis
Lineage: Eukaryota; Metazoa; Rotifera; Eurotatoria; Philodinida; Philodinidae
Source: the annotation of a GenBank genome assembly